This is a messenger RNA of Chlorella variabilis, 672 nucleotides long. RefSeq lists its product as hypothetical. The record is from RefSeq and is a predicted model, not a curated record. NCBI's taxonomy places the organism in Eukaryota, Viridiplantae, Chlorophyta, Trebouxiophyceae, Chlorellales, Chlorellaceae. The transcript has 4 exons. Bases 1 to 672 code for a protein of 223 amino acids.
AUGGCCGAGCUGCAGGAGCUUGUGCUGCGGUUGACUGGGGGCAGCACCACCCCCGCCCAGCGCGCAGUUGCGCUGCACACGUUUGUUCGCGACAUCGCCUUCGGCUUUACAGCUCAGGGCCACUGUAACCCCAAGGCCUCCCUGUUUGUGGAUCUGCUGCGUGCUGCGGGCUUCCAGGCCCGCAUCCACGCCGUCAACAUCGACGCCGGCAUUCUGGCUGGCUGCUUCCCCGAUUGGGCCGGACCCAGGCGGGUGACGCACACGUACACAGAGGUGCAGGUGCCGCCGCAGGAGCGCUGGAUCCGGGUGGACAGCUACACAGUGGACCGGCCGCUGCACGAGGCGGCGGUGGCGCGGCUGCGGCUGGAGGGUCGUCCCAUGGGGUGGGGGGUGCACGCCAGGGGCACAGUGGACUGGGACGGCGCCUCGGAUGCAUUCUGCCAGUAUGUGGAGCCGGAGGCGCAGGCUGCAGAGGACCUGGGCGUCUUUGACUCCAUUGAGCAGGUGAUGCGGCACCCCCUGUACCUGCACCGAGGCCCGCUUGGCCUGACAUACUCCUCGCUUCUGCGUCCCGCGGCCCUUCUGCUGCCCGCCGGCUGGGUGCAGCGCGUGGUCAACGGGCGUGUGGAUGCGUUGAGGGCGGCAGGCGGCGAGCGCGGCGCCAGCUCUUAA